Messenger RNA from Linum trigynum, 648 nucleotides. Lineage: Eukaryota; Viridiplantae; Streptophyta; Magnoliopsida; Malpighiales; Linaceae. The record is from the annotation of a GenBank genome assembly.
AUGACUGUUGGCAAAAGCAAGGAAGAGACAAAAAAAGGUAAGGAGAAGGUGGGAUUGGCGGGUCCACCGACCUCUAAAGGAUUACUGGGCCCCGGCCCUUUUCUGUCCAACAUCACCGGGCCUAAGGCCUCUCCCGGCCCGUCAGAGGCUUCCUCUUCACAUGGCACUAGAGGGCCAGCCUCCACACCUGCUCCCCUUUCUCCAAAGACUGGGCCCGCUACCAACACCUCAAGCCAAAUCAUUCCAGCAGCGGAUAUGCCCAUCCAACUCUUGACAGGGCCCAAUGGCACUAACAUGCAGAUAAUCUCGACCCAACAGCCCGCCUUCACACCUCUAUCAGAGACAAAUUCCAAGCGGCAGGAGCUGGGAGGGAAGCAGAAGCAGAAUAAAACUUCAAAACCCAGAUCGCGCAAGAGCUCCCCGAUGAAGCAGAACCCUCUCAAGCCGCUGCGGAUUUGGUCUCCGAUGAAGGAGAAGAAGAGCAAAACGAAAUCUCGGCUGGCCACCCUUACUCUUGAAGAGAUAAAUGACUGGACCAAGGGGGGGAUGGAAGCAGUAGCGAUGGAUUUGAAGAAAGUAGAUUCGCCGGUCAGAAAUGCUCCGGUGACUACCCUUCCUGAGAAUCAAGCGGCGACUCCCUCCACCUAA